AUGAGGUCGGAACGCUCCUGGCUUGUCUCGAUGCUGCAAGCGUUGGCUUUCCUGCCAACUAUGGCUUUAAAAGAUUCACAUACAACUAAAAAGUUUUCCGAAGAACCAGAAUUUGAAAAACCAAUCGGAAACCACACAUUUUUCCUCGGACGAGAGGCUGUGCUCGGGUGUUCCGUGUUGAAUCUGGCCAAACAUAAAGUUGGCUGGCUUCGUGCUGAAGACCAAACGGUGCUAACAAUGCACGAAAGAGCAGUAUUAGGAUCCCGAUACGCUGUCACCCUAGACCCCCCGAGGACAUGGCAAUUACGGAUUCGGCCAUUGAGGGCUGAAGACAGAGGCUGUUACAUGUGUCAGAUUAACACCCAGCCCACAAUGACCUGGCAAAUUGGAUGCAUUGAUGUUUUCGUCCCUCCAGAUAUAGUCAGCGAUGAUACUUCGGGGGAUGUGUCAGUUCAAGAGUUGGAGAACGCAACGCUGACGUGCAAAGCCACUGGUCAUCCGCCCCCAAAAAUAACGUGGAGGAGAGAAGACCACGAACCAAUAUUACUGAAGAAACCCAACUCUAGGGAGUUUGAUAAAGUGGAAAGUUUCGUAGGCAGUUCUAUGCCCCUAUGGCGAGUGGAUAGAAGACAAAUGGGUGCAUUUCUAUGCAUCGCGUCGAACGACGUGCCGCCGGCUGUGAGCAAGCGCAUCACUCUUAACGUAAACUUUGCACCAACAGUGAAAGUGCCAAACCAGCUCUUGGGAGCGCCACUUGGGACUGAUGUGAAGCUCAAGUGCUAUGUGGAAGCCUAUCCUAAUACCAUCAACUAUUGGAUCAAAAAUAGGGGAGAGAUGUUGCUCGAUGGCCCAAAAUACACAAUACGCGAAGAAAAAUCAUCAUACAAGGUGUCAAUGUGGUUGACCAUUCGGCAAUUUGCGAAGAGUGAUAUCGGUACAUACAAUUGUGUCAGUACCAACUCGUUAGGCAAGAGUGAAGGUACUCUGCGCCUGUAUGAAAUUAAACUCAACUCGCCAGAGGACUUCAGCAAUCAAAUAAGCGUGGCCGGAGGUCUAACCGAAGCCGCCAAAGCAAAUUCACAAGAGAUAUUACACAUAACAAGGACAUUGUUAAUAAUCUAUUGUGUAUAUCUGUAUUUACUGUAG
Leptosia nina is the source of this 1146-nucleotide messenger RNA. Lineage: Eukaryota; Metazoa; Arthropoda; Insecta; Lepidoptera; Pieridae. The record is from the annotation of a GenBank genome assembly.